AUGGCUCAUCCAGUGCGUGAGCCAGUGGCUAGCUUCGAGUAUGACAUGGGGGGGCAGGAUGGGGCCCUCACCUUUGAUGAGGUGGGCUCCAAAUUGGAGCAGUUUUGUGAUGUCAUCCCAAACCAUCCAGGCACAAUCUCGCAGCAAUUCUUCGAUGAUGUUGUCUAUAAGAAGUGCGCACAGGGUCUCUACAAGGAGCUACCCGAGCCUUGGCGUCUUCGCAAAGAACCUUCUGUGCCCUACAGCAUGCAGAUUGUCAUCCUGCCUGAUCCAUCAACUCCCAAUGCAGAGAAUGGUGCCCGGGAAAGUGUCCUCAUUUUCAAGCACGUCUACCUCCACAAAAACAAGCUUCCAGUCAAGGACUGCUCAGAUUGUUGCUGUGGAAUGGCCAUGAAGUUUGAUUGGGGAACCCAUAGGGUGGCAUUGAUGGCAUUCAACUUCAUGUUGGAUAAGGUCGGUGGCAAGCAAAUUCGGUUCUGGUGUGUUCAGCCCAAGUUCCAGAAGAAGCUCACGAUCGACAACCAGGCCCGUGCAGACGGCUACCGCUUCAUUAGGGACCAAGGCCCACGUGCCAAUAACCAGAACCAAUUCAUGGAAUGGACGGACGAACAGAUCCACACCCCAGGGAGUCCCAUUGAAGGAUGGCAGGAAGGCAAAGUCAACCAGGCCUUGCACAAUUACAUGCGCGGACGGCAAAAUGCCAAAACCUUGGAGUACUGGCCUUUCACCCUUAAGAGCUUCGUCGAUUGGUUCUUUGAUGGCGUCCUUGUCACCAUGUUGCCCUCCAUCCGCCAGCAUGGGAUCACAUGGAUAGGCAGGACACGAACUGGGAAGUCGCUUGGGUCCAAGACCAUUCUCUUCGCCCAGUCCAAGUUUGAGAUCGACCGGGAUGAGCGUGAGGAUUUGGUGCCCUCCAUUGUCACAGCCAAACACUUGGAUUUCUUCAAAGCGGAACCCAUUACCAAGUAUAAGCCCGGCGUCUUCGAUGAUGGCAUGCUCCAGAAAAUGGAUGCCUCAUUCCUCAAAGCUUUCAUCAACCCAUCUGACCCUUAG
Molecule: messenger RNA, 1053 nt
Organism: Effrenium voratum
Lineage: Eukaryota; Dinophyceae; Suessiales; Symbiodiniaceae
Source: the annotation of a GenBank genome assembly